Messenger RNA from Sorex fumeus (smoky shrew), 2343 nucleotides. It is a transcript of the gene NUGGC, whose product is annotated as nuclear GTPase, germinal center associated. Gene Ontology annotation, molecular function: GTPase activity. Bases 1 to 2343 code for a protein of 780 amino acids. Lineage: Eukaryota; Metazoa; Chordata; Mammalia; Eulipotyphla; Soricidae. The transcript has 17 exons. The record is from RefSeq and is a predicted model, not a curated record.
AUGAGGAAAAGGUGCAGACGGGCUAGUGAGCAGCAGCGGGCCCGGCCAUGUCCCCGGGUGGAGCAGAAUGUGCUGAAGGAAUAUGAGAGGCUGGAGUCCCGGACCAGGGCGGCGCUGAGCAAGGCCUACCAGAAGCUCCUCCAGUUCGUCUGCCUGGGCGAGGCCGCGCCGCCCGGACCCGCACAUCUCCUAAACCGGCUUCUCACCCUGAUUGAAAAACCGCCUUUGGACCCGGUCUACAUUGGGGUCCUGGGCAGCACAGGGGCCGGGAAGAGUUCCCUCAUCAAUGCCCUCCUCCAGCAAGAACAGCUCCUCCCGGUGUCUGGGCCAGGCGCCACCGGGGCCUCCUGCAUCCUGCAGACCAGCUGCCACCACAGCCAGCACUGGGAGGCCAGGGUCCACCUCCUCUCGGCCCAGGAGUGGAAGGAGGAGCUGAGGCACUUGAGCCGGGUCCUGCAGGGGGCAGGGAGGGCGCCGCUGGGCCCUGAGGAUGGGGACGAGGACGUGGCUGAGGCCCUGUGGAAGCUGCAGCUGGUGUAUGGGCCCGGGGCCGAGCAGAGGAGCUACGAGGAGCUGCUGCGGGAGACGCCCCAGAACCUUCCCACGUCCAGGGUCAUCACCCUCAAGGCGGAGGAGGCUGCAGAGCUGUCCCGGGAGCUGGAACCCUACAUCCGGACCCGGGGCGGAGACGGGCAGUGGGAGGAGGCCGAGACCCGGCUCUGGCCCUUGGUCCAGCACGUGGAGGUGGCGCUGCCCAGAUCCCACCAGUUGCCGGUAGGGGCGGUGCUGCUGGACAUCCCCGACGUGGGCGACCUCGGCGGCAGGAGGGAGGAGAUGUGGAGAAAGACCAUCGACAAGUGCUCAGUGAUCUGGGUGCUGAGCGACGUGGAGAGAGUGUUAGGGGGACACGCACCCACAGCCCUCCUGGACGAGAGCAUCAGGGCCUGCCAGCGGGGCCUCUGCAGGCACGUGGCCCUGGUGGUGACCAAGACUGACAAACUCCACCUGGCAGAGCAUCUCAGGGAGAGAGAAGCGGGAAACGGAACCAUCCAGAGUCAGCGGGAGGCUGUUCUGGAGAGAAACAAGACCAUAAAGCGCCAGUGGAACAGGGUUCUCAGGGAGAAGCUCCAGAGGAGACUGCCCGCUGACUCCCAGCUUCUGGAAGCCCCGGACCUGGUGUACACGGUCAGCGCCCACCAGUACUGGCAGCAGACGCUGCUGGCGGAGGCAGAGACGGAGGUCCCCGCCCUGCAGGAGCACAUCUGGACGAGGCUCCUGGACAGGACGCGCAGGCGGGUGGACAAGCUCGUGGAGGACGCACGAGGCCUCCUGCAGCUCAUGGACACGUUCAGCAGCCCGGAGAUCCUGCUGCUGGAGCCCUGGCCGCUGAGCGAACUGCGGAGGUGCGCCGAAGAGGAGGUGCGGCAGCUGGACGAGGCCGUGGGCCAAUGCUUUGCACUCCUGGAGCAGCCCUUGGCAGCUGGGGUGCGGGCGGCCCGGGCUUCCUACCCACGGAUCCUGGCCACGAGCCUGACAAGGAGACAGGGGAACCGGGGCCUUUACCAGACCCUGAGAGCCGCAUGCCUGCAAGGGGGAGUCUAUGCGUCCCGGCACCUGCCGAGAACGGAUCUGAACCAGGCCCUGGCUCAGCCCAUGUAUGACCAGGUGGACCCGGUGUUUGGACGCCUCUUCGGGGCUGGCCAGGCUGAGGGCUCGGCUCUGUCACUGUGCCUGGAGGCCUUUAAACGCUCCCUGCAGGAGAAAACGAGGGAAGUGGGCGCCAAGAGCGGCCGGAGGGGCGGCGGUGGCCAGCACAGGCUCCUGAUGCAGGAGGUGAGCGCCAUCCUGGGGGCCCUGGAGGGCCGCAUCCUGCAUGGGAAGAGGCGGGUCUACGAGUCUCUCCGGGCCUCCAUGCAGCAGGACCUGAAGGCCAGCUACCAAGAGGCAGCUCAGAUCACGGGCCAGAGGGCCUGCGAGCGGCUGAAGGACACCGUCUGGCGCGGCGUGGAGCGGCAGGUGGCGGGGGGCAUGUUUGAGAGGGCACGGGACAGGCUGCGGCUCCAGUGCGUCCAGCUGCAGGAGGAAAUCUCGGAGAAGGUGAAGGGCAGCGUGGGUGCCAUGCUCACCCUCGCCGCGGCCCAGGGCAGCUGCCACUGCAUGGAGCUGCCGGACAUCAAGAGUGAGUACAAGGAGAUGGAGCGGCUGCGGCGAGGCCUGCGGGAGGUGGCCGAGGAUGCCACGCUAAGGAGGGGCAUGCGGGACUUCCUCCUGAGGGGGAGCCCAGCCAAGCCGGGCCCUCGGGGACCCAAGCUUCCCUCAGGGGCUGAGAGCAAGCUCGAGUAA